AAAAUAAAGAAAAUAAAGAUAAAGAAGACAGAGAAAACAGAACUAAAUUAUCUAAUUCAAGUAAAAAUGAUAUUAAUUUAAGAGAUAAGGAUAGUGCUGAUUCAAAAGAUAAGAGUAAUAUUGAUUCAAGAGGUAAGAGUAACAUUGAUUCAAGAGAUAAGGAUG
Molecule: messenger RNA, 165 nt
Organism: Racocetra persica
Lineage: Eukaryota; Fungi; Glomeromycota; Glomeromycetes; Diversisporales; Gigasporaceae
Source: the annotation of a GenBank genome assembly